Messenger RNA from Bradysia coprophila, 2534 nucleotides. RefSeq names its product SWI/SNF-related matrix-associated actin-dependent regulator of chromatin subfamily A-like protein 1. Gene Ontology annotation, molecular function: ATP binding. Gene Ontology annotation, biological process: replication fork processing; DNA repair. Lineage: Eukaryota; Metazoa; Arthropoda; Insecta; Diptera; Sciaridae. Gene Ontology annotation, cellular component: nuclear replication fork. The record is from RefSeq and is a predicted model, not a curated record.
AUCAGCACUCGAAAUCACGUAUUUAACGACUCAGUCUUUAUACAAAGAAUGUAUGUAUAUAAAGACUGUUGUUGUAUGCUGUGGUGUUAUUAUCGUCGAAACAGCUGUUUUUCAUUUCGAGCGCGAACAUCUUGACAUAAAGUAAAGUUUGAAGUCUAUCAAAUAAACGAACAUUUUAAUUGUCAAGUUUUCGUCAGUUGAAUACCUAUAGUCGUUUCACUGUAUAUCAAAAACAAUAUCCAAACUCCUUAAAGACGAUGUCGUGUACACCUGAACAAAUAUCUGAAAAACGGCGAAUAGCACUCGAACGUUUGAACAUCAGAAAGUUAAGAAUGAGUACAGCUGACCAAUCACCGACAGCAACACCAUCAGUAAAUCAAAAUUCUUCAAGUGCAGCAACGAGUCCUAAAUCGGUAGCGUCAUUUUAUGGAAAUGAAAAGAACGUAAAGACCGACGUACUAAACGACUACGAGAAUAAAAUAAAGAAAAGUCCAGCGAAUAAAAUUACCAACCGAAUUUUAUCUCAACCGUAUCCCAACAACAAUAACAGUGGACCGAGUACAUCGGGCGCAUCGCCAGGUCCAAAAUUGGCUUCCGUAUUCACGAAAGUUGUGUCAUGUUCUUGCUCGAUGGCUACUCCAAGUCGGUUUCAAGUCACCACUUCUGGUUUUUGUGCCAAACUGGUUGAUAUUUUUAGAACCAUACCAUCAAAGGCUUAUGACACCAGUACACGGAUAUGGUCAUUCGGAGUAAAUGAUUACGAACUGGUACAGGAAAAAGUGAAUUUGCUAAAUCCUGAUGUGGUCAUUGCAGGCCUACCCAAGUUUGUUCUAAAUUUAAUGAGAGAAAAAAAGAAACCUGAAAUCGACCUUCUCCGUCUGCAGAAAAUUGAACCUCAUUUAAGGGAUCAACUGUUAGAUUUUCAAAAGUAUGGUGUCGCUUUUGGCAUAUCAACAUCAGGUCGAUGUAUGAUUGCUGACGAUAUGGGAUUGGGAAAAACGUACCAAGCUCUGGCUAUUGCGAAUUAUUAUAAAGAUGAUUUUCCACUUCUAAUCUGCACCACUGCCACCGCUCGUGAGAGUUGGGCGCAACAUAUACGGAGUCUUUUACCUGAUAUACCGCCCGAGUCGAUUGUUUGCUGGCAGUCAACCCAAGAGUAUAUUGGUAAUGUUAAAGUGCUAGUUACUAGCUACUCCUUGAUGGACAAGAACUGUGAUCGUUUGUGUGAGAAGAAUUUUGGGAUACUAAUUUUGGAUGAAUCUCACACAAUAAAAAAUUUCAAAGCGAAGACCACUUCAAGUGCUUGCCGUUUGGGUGAAAAGGCCAAACGUGUCAUAUUGCUCACAGGGACACCCGCCUUAUCACGUCCGGUCGAACUCUAUUGCCAACUGAAUUUAAUCGACAAAAGAUUUUUCGGAAACUUCAGAGAAUAUGGUUUACGCUACUGUGCUGGAAAGGAAACCACAUUCGGCUUUGAUUGUAACGGUCAGAGUAAUUUGCAAGAAUUGAAUCUUAUUUUGCGACAAAAAUUUAUGAUUCGAAGAACGAAAGAGGAUGUGGAAUUCGAAUUGGGUACAAAAUCGCGAGAAACAAUAACCUUGGAUCCUGAUAAGGUAUGGAGCACAAACGAUCUCAAUAUCCAUGAAGCGGCAAAGAAUGUAAAAAUUUACUCGAAUGAUUUCCUGAAAUCGAGAGGGGAACAGCGCGAGGAGCUGUUACUUCGAUUUUAUUCAGAAACGGCAAAACUGAAAGCCAAAGCGGUUCGCGGCUACAUUAAGAAAAUCAUUCCGGACAAGAUCAAAUUCAUUGUGUUCGCUUACCACAAAGUUAUGCUGGACGCAAUAUCUGACUGUCUGACCAAACAAAAAGUCGACUUCAUUCGCAUCGAUGGCACAACGAAGAGUGAUCUUCGCAACAAAUACAUUGAUCGAUUCCAAAAUCAGAAAUCAUGUCAGGUGGCGUUAUUAUCGUUGAAAGCCUGCAACGCAGCAAUAACACUAACCUCUGCCUCAUUGGUAGUCUUCAGCGAACUAUAUUGGAAUCCCAGUACGCUGGCACAAUGCGAAUCUCGAGCUCAUCGAAUCGGCCAGAAGGGUCCCGUUACCUGUCGGUACUUGCUGGCGAAGGGUACAGCCGAUGAUGUUAUUUGGGAAAUGUUGAAACGAAAGCAGGAAGUCCUCAAUAAAGCUGGUAUCUUUUCGGAAGAUUUGGCAGAUGCAACGCAUACCGCUGAUCCAAUUUCGAAUUCAAACACACUGACUCAAUACUUUCAACCGUUGUUGGCGCCGUCUAAAAAUGAGUGUAACAUGAAUUCUGCUACUGAGACCGCAGGUACGGAGCAAGAAGAAGUACCGAAUAAGGAACAUGAAGCCUACAAAGAUAUGCUUGAUGACGAGGAUGACAUGUUUAUGGAUUUAGAUUAUUAAAACAUCGUUGUUUAAUCACUGUGAAUUCAGUUUUCACUUCGUUUGCUCAAUUUGAUUGUUUACAAUUUUGUUCAAUAGUGAAAUACAUUCAAUGAUUUGCGUAAUUUA